Molecule: messenger RNA, 975 nt
Organism: Linum trigynum
Lineage: Eukaryota; Viridiplantae; Streptophyta; Magnoliopsida; Malpighiales; Linaceae
Source: the annotation of a GenBank genome assembly
AUGUCUGACGGAGGUAUGACCGUUCUCGACGGAACCCACCUCCGAUCCUUGAGGCUCUCCAUCCCGGACUCCGCCGCCGCGCUCACCGGUGCCCAAGUCCUCGAUUUAGCCGAAUCCGCCGCCUCAAACUCACUCUUCGACCUCCCAUUGCCUCCCGCUCUCAAGUCCGCCGCUCUCAGUCGCCUCAACGUCGAUGAUCCCGCUGCCUUCCACAACCAGGAGCUCACCCGCGAAAGUGCCACGGCCAAACUCGACGAGUACCUCGCCGCCAUCGCCGAUGAGCUCAGAGAGAACCCGAUGGUGAUUUCGAUCCUGGACGGGAGCACGCUGCGGGUGUUUCUGGAGGACGAAGACGAUUUCGCCAUGUUAGCGGAGAAUUUGUUCACUGAUUUGGAUUCCGAGGAUAAGGGCAAGAUCAAGAAGAUCGAGAUCAGGAAUGCGCUUCUUCGUAUGGGAGUUGAAACUGGAAUCCCUCCUUUUGAAGAAUUUCCUGUUGUAAAUGACAUCUUGAAGAAACAUGGAGUUCAGGAAGAGGGAGAGUUGGGCCAGUCUCAAUUUGCUGAGUUACUUCAGCCUAUCCUGCAAGAAGUUGCUGAUGCAUUGCUGAAAAGGAAUGUUGUGGUUGUCCAUAACACUCAGAUACUCAAUGGAUCCAAACUUAGAAAGCUGCUGGCCGAUGAAGAACAGUUGAAUACCAUCUUGGCAAAAGUUCUAGACGAGAAGCACAAAGCAGAAGACAAUCUAAACAGCAAGGAAAUGAUCACCAGUUUCCUUGAUAAACAUGCAAAAGAGGUUGGCUUGCCAUCAUCAGAAGCUAAUGAGGCAGUGACCCUCGUUUAUGAUGCAGUGUUUGCUGAGGUGGGUGACAGCAAAUUUGCUGCCGAUGAAGAUGACCAGUUCAGAGAGCUUGUGAAGGAAGUACUCGAGAAACUCGCAGAGCAGCUUGAAGCCAGCCCCAUGUACUCUGACAUCUGA